Puma concolor (puma) is the source of this 618-nucleotide messenger RNA. The record is from RefSeq and is a predicted model, not a curated record. Lineage: Eukaryota; Metazoa; Chordata; Mammalia; Carnivora; Felidae.
AUGGGGCUGCCCGCUCCUCCCCGGCUGUCCCCCGCAUCCCUCACCCCACCGGCCUUGGUCUCAAGACUUCCUUCUGCUUUUGCGGGUGACAGCGGUGGGCACUUCAACCCUGCGGUGUCCUUGGCGGCCACGCUCAUCGGAGGCCUCGACCUGGUGAUGCUCCUUCCCUACUGGAUCUCCCAGCUGUGCGGGGGGCUGAUCGGGGCCGCCUUGGCCAAGGCAGUGAGUCCUGAAGACAGGUUCUGGAACGCAUCUGGGGCGGCCUUUGUGACGGUCCAGGAGCCGGGGCAGGUGGGGGGGGCGGUGGUGGUGGAGCUGAUCCUGACGACCCUGCUGGCACUGGCUGUUUGCAUGGGCGCCAUCAACGAGAAGACGCAGGGCCCUCUGGCUCCAUUCUCCAUUGGCUUUGCCGUCACCGUGGACAUCCUGGCCGGGGGUGCUGUGUCCGGAGCCUGCAUGAAUCCUGCCCGUGCCUUUGGACCUGCUGUGGUGGCCAAUCACUGGGACUUCCACUGGAUCUACUGGCUGGGCCCGCUCCUGGGGAGCCUCCUCGUAGGAGUGCUUAUCAGGUUCAUCAUUGGAGAUGGGAAAACCCGCCUAAUAUUUAAGGGACGAUGA